Messenger RNA from Cornus florida, 1189 nucleotides. Its product is annotated as GDSL esterase/lipase 6. The transcript has 4 exons. The record is from RefSeq and is a predicted model, not a curated record. The coding region runs from base 1 to 1077 and encodes 358 amino acids. Gene Ontology annotation, molecular function: hydrolase activity, acting on ester bonds. NCBI's taxonomy places the organism in Eukaryota, Viridiplantae, Streptophyta, Magnoliopsida, Cornales, Cornaceae.
AUGGAGAGACUAUUACUCAUCUCUGUCAUUCUUAGCUUCUCUGUCUCUGUCUUUUCGUAUAAUGUUCCCGCAAUUUUCACAUUCGGAGACUCCAUAUUUGAUGCAGGUAACAAUCACUACAACAUCAACUGCACAGCCCAGGCCGAUUUUCCGCCUUAUGGAUCCAGUUUCUUCCACCACCCGACCGGAAGAUUCACCAAUGGAAGGACAGUCGCGGACUUCAUAUCCGAAUUUGUCGGCUUAGAUUUGCAAAAACCAUAUCUGCAAGCACAUCUUGAGGUUGUUAAUGGAAGUCAGAAGGCUUAUCCGUCCAAUGGCAUCAACUUUGCAAGUGCAGGCAGUGGAGUUUUGCUCGGAACGAAUAAAGAUUUGGGAGUGAUACCAAUCCAGGUCCAGCUACAACAAUUCCAAACCCUAAUAGAACAAAACCAGAUUGACGAAAAACUGGUCCGGCAAUCUCUCUUCUUCAUCGAGUCUGGUUCAAACGACGUCUUCAACUACUUCCUCCCAUUUGAUCCCCCAACUCUCAACCCAGACGCAUACGUGCAAGCCAUGUUGACACAAGUUGGAAUCUUCCUUGACCAAAUUUACAAGCUUGGUGCUCGCCGCAUUGCCAUUUUUUCGCUAGGUCCUGUGGGUUGUGUUCCGGCGAGGUCCCUCUUGCCUGAUGCACCGAUUGAACGAUGCUUCGGGAAGAUGAAUAGGAUGGUCAAGAAUUACAACUUCGGUUUAGAAAGUUUGGUGAAGAACGUAACCAUAAAGUAUCCUGGUGCAGUUGGUGUUUAUGGAGCUGUAUAUGACACCGUGCAGCAGUUUCGAGCACUCCCAACUCGCUACGGCUUCUCCAAUGUAUCAAGUGCAUGCUGUGGUGAAGGAACUCUGGGAGGGAUGGUGCAAUGUGGCAAGGAAGGUUACAAGAUGUGUUCAAACCCUAAUGAGUUCUUGUUCUGGGAUUACUUCCAUCCAUCAGAGCACACUUACAAACUCAUCUCCAAGGCUUUAUGGGGUGGAAGAGGGUCACGAAUUCGUCCCCUAAAUUUGAAGACUCUGGCAAAUAUUACAGUCACUCGUGAAUGAGUAACAAGAAUAUUUUGAGGGAUGUGUAAGCAAAGAAAGAGUACAUUUAUCAGUCUACAUGAGUAAACUUCAUAAAUUAUGGGUAUCUAAUAGAUUUGUGUGUGUAUUAGUA